AUGGCGGCCGCCGAAUCCCUCAUCGACCUCCACGACACGUCACUGUCCGACGACAAGGACGACGUCGACUCCCUGCCUUCCCUGUCAACAAGCGACAUCUACUCCGAUGCCGACUCCGAGGCCCAGGCCGAGUGGGAACGGAGCUUGGAGCAGCUCCAGCUCGUCCUCACCAUGAUGGUUGUGCCGUGGGUGGGCAAGUACUUUGGGCGCAAGUUUGCCUUUUGGAGCUGGGCUCGGUAUCUGGAAUGGAUGCACAACGUCGAGGUGCAGUGGACAAACAAGAAGACGUUCAAGGCCGCGGGUGUCGUAGAGACGGCCGCAACGCUGUAG
Messenger RNA from Hirsutella rhossiliensis, 330 nucleotides. RefSeq lists its product as uncharacterized. The record is from RefSeq and is a predicted model, not a curated record. Gene Ontology annotation, cellular component: mitochondrial outer membrane. The transcript is spliced from 2 exons. NCBI's taxonomy places the organism in Eukaryota, Fungi, Ascomycota, Sordariomycetes, Hypocreales, Ophiocordycipitaceae. Gene Ontology annotation, biological process: mitochondrial outer membrane translocase complex assembly; protein insertion into mitochondrial outer membrane. The coding region runs from base 1 to 330 and encodes 109 amino acids.